Molecule: messenger RNA, 1711 nt
Organism: Trichophyton rubrum CBS 118892
Lineage: Eukaryota; Fungi; Ascomycota; Eurotiomycetes; Onygenales; Arthrodermataceae
Exons: 3
Coding region: 203-1711 (502 amino acids)
Biological process (GO): cytoskeleton-dependent cytokinesis
Cellular component (GO): microtubule cytoskeleton; septin ring; septin complex
Molecular function (GO): GTPase activity; GTP binding; molecular adaptor activity
Source: RefSeq, a predicted model, not a curated record
CUGCUGCCUCCCCCGGCUGACGCUGCUGGCGACGUUGAUACUGACUGGCCGUUGGAUGUAGAUAUCGAUACCACAGGGCAUCAUCACACAGUGCAACCACCGACCAGGACGCCGGAGCCCGAACCGAGAUCUGAUAUUGCUUACUGAAGGGCAAACUAAGGAACAAAGCCAGCUGUAUAAGAAGAAAGACAGACGCGCAGCCAUGCAGGCCUCUCUUCCCUCGCGGCCGCGGACUCCCAGCGACUCCAACGGCGUCACCCAUACAAAUACCACCACCACCACCACAGCAACAACCAACAGGCCAGCCGCGGGACCCCGACGGCCCUCGCUCGGCUUCCUGCGCCGCUCGAAGUCGACCGAGCACGUCGCGGAACGCAAGUCGUCCAACAAGAUCAGCAAGAAAAUGCUGCGGGAGCAGGCCAGGGAGGAAGAAGCGCGCCGCCAGCGAGAAGCCGCCGCUGUGUCGAAACAUGCGCCGCGCCUGCCGGACCUCUCGCCGACGCCGCAGCUGAACUCCUUCGGCGGCGAGCGGAUGGCUGCCUCGUACCAGCAUCUCCAGCAGCAGCAGCAGAGCAUGUCGACGAGCCAGAUGAGAUCCGUCAUGGAUGCCCCGCCGGUUCCCCCGUUGCCGCCAGGCGCCAGAGCCGCCUUGUCGAGGGACCCAUACGCUGCUUCGGACAGCAUGGCGCACCGUGGACGGUACAGCUAUGCCAGCAGCGCCGUGAGCACGAUCAACAGCCCCAGGCGGGUCAGGAGACGAAAGGAUCCUACUCCAUACAAUAUCCUUGUGGUUGGAGGGAAGAACUGCGGCAAGACCUCGUUCCUCGAGUUCCUGCGCACCUCUCUGGCCCUGCCACCGAGCAAGCGGCCGACGAAGCCGGUGGAGGAAGAGGAGUCUCGUCCGCAGUCGCCCGGAACCCCUUUCACCUCCCACUAUCUCGAGUCCGAGAUCGACAAUGAACGCAUAGGGCUGACGCUGUGGGACUCGGAGGGCCUGCAGAAGAACAUUGUCGACCUGCAGCUGCGUGAGAUCACCGGCUUCUUGGAGAGCAAGUUCGAAGACACCUUUGCCGAGGAGAUGAAGGUCGUUCGUGCACCCGGUGUCCGUGACACCCACAUCCACUGCGCCUUUCUCAUCCUCGACCCGGUCAGGCUUGAUGCAAACAUCGAGGCUGCGAAGAAGGCCAUCACCCGUGGCCAGACGAAGGACGCCAGCCAGUACAUCGGCGGACUCGACGUCGAGCUGGAUAUACAGGUUAUCCGCACGAUGCAGGGCAUGACCACUGUCAUCCCAAUCAUCAGCAAGGCCGACACCAUUACGUCUGCCCACAUGUCUUUUCUGAAGAAGACGGUCCGAAACAGCUUGAAGCAGGCCGGUAUCAACCCCUUGGAGGUGCUGGCGCUGGACGAGCAAGAUGACACCGCCUCCGAGGAGUUUGACGAGCACGACGAAGACGAAUUGCUCAGACAGAUGGAAGAUCCGGCUGCUGACAACGGCGGCAAAGAAGACACUGCCGAGACCGCCGAGCACUGCGACUUUGUCAAGCUGAAGGACAACGUCUUCAGCGAGUGGCGAGGAGACCUGCGUGAAGCCAGCCGUGAAGUCUGGUAUGAGAGAUGGAGAACCACCCGUCUUAACCGAACGGCCAGAAAACAUCUCCAGCAGCGCCAGCAGCAUCCCUAUCCCAACAGCGGACGAAUGACGAGGUGA